Messenger RNA from Serinus canaria (Common canary), 1958 nucleotides. It is a transcript of the gene NR0B2, whose product is annotated as nuclear receptor subfamily 0 group B member 2. The transcript has 2 exons. Gene Ontology annotation, cellular component: cytoplasm; nucleus. Gene Ontology annotation, molecular function: transcription corepressor activity; transcription factor binding. The record is from RefSeq and is a predicted model, not a curated record. Gene Ontology annotation, biological process: circadian rhythm; negative regulation of transcription by RNA polymerase II. NCBI's taxonomy places the organism in Eukaryota, Metazoa, Chordata, Aves, Passeriformes, Fringillidae. Bases 858 to 1646 code for a protein of 262 amino acids.
CUCCAGGCUGAGCCCCCCCUGCUCCCUCAGCCGCUCCUGGGCUCCACUCCUUCCCAGCUCCGUUCCCUUCCCUGGACAGCUCAAUGUCCGUCUUGCAGUGAGGGGCCCAAACUGGGCCCAGGGCCUGAGUGCGGGGCCACGCCAACAACCAUUGCCCACUUUGGCUCAUGUUCAGCUGCUGUCGACCAGCCCCUCUGGAUCCCUUUCCACUGGGAAAAUAUGAGAAUUUUGGCCUUUUUCCUGUACCUUUCUCUCAUUCUGGAAAUGGGAGCGUUUUCCCUUUCCCAGCCCUGUGUUUCCUCUGAGAGACACGACCCCUGCGCCCAUCACAGCCUCCUGGUUCACCGGGUUCCUCUUCCUGCACCACAACAAGAGUCUUCCGAGCAAGGCCAGGCAAACAGCUGCUGAUAACACAACUUCCAGGUUGCUCUUGCCAAGGCCGGGCGCGGGGCCGCUGAACGCCGGGCUCAGACGAGCGCCCCGUGUUUGUCUGUGAACCCUGGCAGCGACACCCGCCCGAUGGGGCCUUGGUGCCAUGGUACAGCCUGGGCUAAUGACUCUGUUUAUCCUGUUUGGGUAAUCCUGAUAAGGCCACGCCGAUUCAUUGAGAAAAACGGCCGUUGACCGCGCCUGGCCCGGCCAAUCAGCCCAGCAACAACGGGGUUGGUCGGCUGGAUUUAAUGAGGGCCGCUUAAUCAGGGCGGUCAAGGCUGCCGAGGGGUGUUCACUGUGACCCGGCCUUAUAAGAGCUGGCUGGAGCAGCCAGGGGCUGGCAGAGCCGGCAGGACGGGGCCAAUCCAGCCCGUGAUAUUCUGGAAGGGAUUUUGCGUCUCUCUGGACGAGGAGCUGGCGGAGCCAUGAGCGCCGGCGUGGAGGCAGGCUGCGAGAGGUGCCGGUGCCAGGGCCUGGAGAGGCAGCCCGCCAUCCUGUACACCCUGCUGAGCCAGGAGCUGCGGCCCCGGCAGCGCUGCCCGUGCCGGCAGCGCCGCGCCGUCUGCCUGCGCACGCCGCAGCUCACCUGCCGCGCCGCCUCCCACGUGCUGCUCAAAACCAUCCGCUUCGUCAAGAACGUCGCUGCCUUCCGCCUGCUGCCGCGCCAGGACCAGCUGCUGCUGCUGGACAGCGGCUGGGUGCCGCUCUUCCUGCUGGGGCUGGUGCAGGAGAUGGUGACCUUCGAGGUGAUGGAGGCGCCGGCGCCCAGCAUGCUCAAGAAGAUCCUGCUCAGCGGCCAGAGCAAGGGGCAGGAGCCCGAGGGGACACAGCCCACGCUGGCGGCCGUGCAGAGGCUGCAGGGCUGCCUCGACAGCUUCUGGAGGCUGGACCUGAGCCCCAGCGAGUUCACCUACCUGAGGGGAGCCAUUCUCUUCAAUCCAGACGUGCCGGGGCUGAGGGCUGCCCUGUACAUCGAGAGCCUGCAGUGGGAGGCGCAGCGGGCGCUGCGGGAGCUGCCGCACGCCGAGCACCAGGCGCGCUUCUCGCACAUCCUGCGGCUCGCCGCCUCGCUGGGCUCCAUCCCCGCCGCCCUGGUCACGGCGCUCUUCUUCCGACCCGUCAUCGGGGACGCGGCCAUGGGCGAGCUGCUGGCCGAGAUGCUGUUCGAGGUGUCGGGCUGGCCGCGGGCGCCCUGGCUGCCCCUGCCCCGCUGAGCAGGGACAGGAACGCUCCGGACCUGCGGGAGCCCUGCGGGAUCUCCGUGUGCCACUGGCCCUCCGGACCUGCGGGAUCUCCGUGUGCCACUGGCCCUCCGGACCUGCGGGAUCUCUGUGUGCCCAGGCUGCGGGAGCCCUGCGGGAUCUCCGUGUGCCCAGGCUGUGGGAGCCCUGCGGGAUCUCCGUGUGCCCAGGCUGAGGGAGCCCUGCGGGAUCUCCGUGUGCCCAGGCUGGGGGAGCCCUGCGGGAUCUCCGUGUGCCCAGGCUGAGGGAGCCCUGCGGGAUCUCCGUGUGCCCAGGCUGGAGGAG